UUUCCCGUUUUCCUUGCAAUUAUCACCGCCAUUCUUCUUCUUCUUCUUCUCCUCCUCCUCUGUGUAUAUAUUGCAUCGUUAAUCUAUCUCUGGAGCGACCUUAAUUCUAGCUGAUGGAUUCAGUUGUGGUGUUAAUGGUGGUGGCUUUGGUGUGCGCUUCUCCUUGCCGAGGAUAUGUGUUCUACGUCGGCGGCCGGGGUGGAUGGGUGGAGCACCCUCGCGAGAGCUACGGCAGCUGGGCAGGCCGGAAUCGCUUCCAAGUCAACGACACGCUCGUUUUCAGGUACCAGCAGGGGAAUGACUCGGUGCUGGUGGUGACGGAGGCGGCCUUUGGGUCGUGCAAUGCGACCGAUCCAGGGCAGAAUUUCACCGACGGCAGCACGUCGUUCCGGUUGGAUCGCUCUGGACCGUUCUUCUUCAUCAGCGGCGCGGCUGGGCAUUGCGACAUAGGGCAGAAGCUCGUGGUGGUGGUGCUGGCCAUCAGGAACCACACGAACAGCAGUCCGCCGCCGGCGUUUCCCCCGGUGUCACCCACACCGCCACCGUUGGCUCCGUCUCCUUUGUCGCCCAGCGGGAGCACUCCGCCGCCAGUGUCACCGUUGGCUCCGUCUCCUUUGCCGCCCGGCGGGAGCACUCCGCCGCCAGUGUCACCGUUGGCUCCGUCUCCUUUGCCGCCCGGCGGGAGCACUCCGCCGCCAGUGCCACCGUUGGCUCCGCCUUUGCCCCCCGGCGGGGGUACUCCGCCUCCGUCUUCUGCGGCCAGUCCAAAAUUUUCGGUUGGGUUUGCGAUUGCUGUCAUGGUUUGGGGCGGUGCAAUUCUUGGAUGAGUAAUCAAUUAUGCGACGAUAUGAAUUGGUGUGAUUUAUAUUUUUGUGGUUUUGUAUGUUUUUUUUCUCCAUUUGAAACCGAAAAUUAUGAAUAAAUAUAAACUGGUCUAUAUAUAUACAAAUGCGCUAACAUUGUGCGCGGCCAG
Messenger RNA from Zingiber officinale, 973 nucleotides. Its product is annotated as early nodulin-like protein 1. The coding region runs from base 114 to 827 and encodes 237 amino acids. Gene Ontology annotation, molecular function: electron transfer activity. Lineage: Eukaryota; Viridiplantae; Streptophyta; Magnoliopsida; Zingiberales; Zingiberaceae. The record is from RefSeq and is a predicted model, not a curated record. The transcript has 2 exons. Gene Ontology annotation, cellular component: plasma membrane.